Messenger RNA from Trichechus manatus latirostris (Florida manatee), 882 nucleotides. It is a transcript of the gene FCN3, whose product is annotated as ficolin 3. The record is from RefSeq and is a predicted model, not a curated record. NCBI's taxonomy places the organism in Eukaryota, Metazoa, Chordata, Mammalia, Sirenia, Trichechidae.
ACACCACUCUCCCUGCUGCUCCUGCUCCUUGGGAGACCCAGCUGCCUGAGGACCCAAGAGUCCCCCAGCUGCCCAGAACCCAGGGAAAUAGAAGUCAGCAAAAUUGUCCUCCUGCCCAGUUGUCCUGGAGCCCCAGAAAGUCCUGGGGAGAAGGGGGCUCCAGGCCCUUCAGGGCAACCUGGACCACCAGGCAAGAUGGGCCCCAAGGGUGAGCCUGGUGAAGAUCCAGUGGACAUGCUCUGGUGCCAGGAGGACCCCAGGAGCUGCCAGGAGCUGCUGAGCCAAGGGAACACUUUGACUGGCUGGUACCAUCUGUGCCUACCCGAGAGCAGGGUCCUCCCAGUCUUUUGUGACAUGGACUCAGCAGGGGGCGGCUGACUGGUGUUCCAGAGGCGGCAGGACAGCUCUCUGGAUUUCUUUCGCUCUUGGGCCUCCUACAAAGGAGGUUUUGGGAGCCAGGAGUCUGAAUUCUGGCUGGAGAAUGAGAAUUUGUAUCAGCUUACUCUCAAGGGUACCUGGGAGCUGCGGGUGGAGCUGGAGGACUUUAGCAACCGUACCUUUGCUCACUACAUUACCUUCCGCCUUCCUGGGGAGGCAGAUCACUACCAGCUAGUGCUGGGCCAGUUCUCAGAGGGCACAGCAGGGGCCUCCGUGAGUUUCCACAGUGGGAGGCCCUUCACCACCUAUGACGCUGACCACAAUACAAGGGGCAAUUGUGCGGUGGCUGUCCACAGAGCCUGGUGGUAUGAAUCUUGCUAUACAUCCAAUCUCAAUGGGUGCUACGAGGCAUCUGAGGCCACAGCUCACAAGUAUGGCAUCAACUGGGACUCAGGCCGUGGCGUGGGCUACCCCUACUGCAGGGUUCGGAUGAUGCUUCGCUAG